AUGGGUCUAUCCUUUGAUACAUUUCCCAUUGUUGAUGAUGAUAAUACAUUAUUUGAAUUUCCUCCUCCAUUCAAUAUUGUUUUCGAAUUGCUUUUAAUCAUUACAUUAGAUUCCGAAUCAAUUAUUGCCAUCCUUUCCGUACUCUUUGAAUUAUUCAUUGCAGAUUGUGUCCAAUUCUUAUUUACAUCCAAUUCUCCUUGUAAAUAUUUGAAUAAACUAUUCACUCGACUAACUUUAGGCUUUGAAAUCUUUCUAGGAGGUGUUCUAGGUGAUAGAUUACCACUAUUAUUCAUUAAAUUAGAUGAUAAAUCAUUGGAAUUUAUAGAAUUUGAUGAUGAAGAAUUAUUCAAUGAUGGUGGUGCUACUUGGAAGGGAUUUGAUUUCUUUCGAUUGGGAGAAUUAAGUCCCUGUAGAAGUGUUAGUGAUGAUCGUUUAUUUCCCAGUGAUGAUAACAAUAAGGAUGGAACAGAGGAGUUGGAGUUUGAUUCCAAUGCUGAUAGCGAUGAUGAAGAUAUUGAUGGUGAUGAAAAUAUUAUUUCCGAAGAGGACUGA
Molecule: messenger RNA, 552 nt
Organism: Naegleria gruberi
Lineage: Eukaryota; Heterolobosea; Eutetramitea; Acrasida; Naegleriidae
Exons: 1
Coding region: 1-552 (183 amino acids)
Source: RefSeq, a predicted model, not a curated record